AUGUUUUACCGCGAGCAGACAACAACAGAAGGCGCACCAGUUGUGCUGCUCCUUCAUGGGUUUUCGUCAUCGUCACAUCAGUUUCGGAAUUUGAUCCCCCUUCUAGCCGUCAAGUACCGUGUGAUCGCCCCUGAUCUGCCAGGGUUUGGCUUCACCGAGGCGCCAUCUACCUUCGCUUACACUUUCGACAACUUGGCAGCUGCAGUCGCAGCAAUCCUGGAUGAGCUUUGCAUUUCCAAAUUUACCAUGUACAUUUUCGAUUAUGCCAUCAUUACACAGAACGGCAAUGCCUACGUGGAAGGCUUCGGCGAUGUCUGGGGUCCAAUCCAAGAGCUAUGGGCUAGCAAGAACACCUCAGAAGACAGACUGAAAGUCGAGAAGGCGAUGCUGACAUUUGAAACCACCAAAUUCCAGUAUGAGAAUGGUACACCAGAUGUAAACCGGAUUGCACCGGAAUCAUACUAUCUCGACUUUGCGCUCUUGGAGCGCCCCGGAAAUAAAGAGAUCCAGUUGGAUCUCUUCAUGGACUACCGACAUAAUAUUUCUCAGUAUGACGACUUUCAUCAAUAUUUCCGAGUAUCUCAGGUCCCACUUCUCGCAGCCUGGGGCAAGAACGAUGUCUUUUAUUCCCUCCCGGCGCAGAGGCGUACAAGAUUGACCUACCAAAGGCUGAAAUAA
This is a messenger RNA of Penicillium canescens, 678 nucleotides long. RefSeq names its product alpha/beta hydrolase. The transcript has 2 exons. The record is from RefSeq and is a predicted model, not a curated record. Gene Ontology annotation, molecular function: epoxide hydrolase activity. Lineage: Eukaryota; Fungi; Ascomycota; Eurotiomycetes; Eurotiales; Aspergillaceae. Bases 1 to 678 code for a protein of 225 amino acids.